Cheilinus undulatus (humphead wrasse) is the source of this 3159-nucleotide messenger RNA. RefSeq names its product DAZ associated protein 2 (gene dazap2). The record is from RefSeq and is a predicted model, not a curated record. The coding region runs from base 139 to 648 and encodes 169 amino acids. NCBI's taxonomy places the organism in Eukaryota, Metazoa, Chordata, Actinopteri, Labriformes, Labridae. The transcript is spliced from 4 exons.
ACCACUUCCACAACAACAAGAAGCUGAAAAACAAGGAAGUGAAUGAUUGUGAAGCCGUAACCUGUUCUAAGGCCGUGACAAGAUACGCAGAGCUCCGCUUAUUCUGAAAUAUCCUCUGUCUCCAGAUCAUCCAGAAAAAUGAACAACAAAGGUUCAUAUCCACAGCAGGCUGUGUACCCUCAGCAGAGCACUGCACCUGUAUACCCUCCUGCUAUGCAAAUGUCUCCUCAGGCACCUCCUUACACAGACACACCACCUGCAUAUUCUGAGAUAUACCAGCCCAGAUAUGUGCUUCCACCUCAGGUGCCUGGUCAGUUGCCUCAGAUGUCCUCUCACUACCCUGGUGCUCAGGUGUACAUGCCCAUGCAGCCACAUAUGCCUGUUGGGCCAGUGGGCCAGAAUGUCCCUAUGGCUUACUAUCCCAUGGGAGCAGUGUACCCACCGGGUUCAACAGUGAUGGUGGACGGGGGCUUUGAUGCUGGUGCUCGCUUCACAGGUGGCACUAGUGUCUCCAUCCCACCCCCACCUCCUGGACACCCACCUAACGCAGCUCAGCUGGCUGCCAUGCAGAGUGCCAAUGUUCUAAUGACACAGCGCAAGAACAACUUCUUCCUGGGUGGAUCCAGCGGAGGUUAUACAAUCUGGUAACAGCAAGUCUUCGACUCGUCCCUCAUGCCUCAACCGUGCCCCCAUCCCAAACGAAAAAUCCCAGUUCCUCCCCCUUCUUCCCAUAAGCCUCCCCCUCUUCAGGCUGCUUGGCCAUGCCACAAUACUGAUUUCACCUAACGGAAUGUAAUAUUUUAGCGCCCCUGUGAAAGGUACAGUACUCCACUUCUUACCUUGAGAUCUUAUGAUGAAUGACUCUGCUCGGAGAGGGCAAAUGCUAAUUUGAAAAUGUGAAAUAAUGCCAAAUUACUUAAGUGGGUCUAACCUCGUUGGUCAUUCCAGAUUGAACCUCCUCCAGGCAUCUGUGUUUUUCCAAAGACCUGGUCUCCUUUGAUUGAAUGGAUCACAAAUCACACUGAGAUGUCCUUGUAUACCUGUAAAGCUACUUCAAUGAAAUGUUGAAAUAUCAGACCUGCAUUCUGUAGUUUAGCUGCUUUAUAGUGAAAGUGAAAUGCAGUUACAAAGUUGCAGUGAAAGCGCUGAAAAAAUAAACAUUCACUUGUCUUUUCUUUAGUGUAGUUAAAUUAAUAGAUGUGUAUUAGUUUCCUGUAAAUACAAGUAUGAGAAAGAACAUCUCAGCUAUACAAAAAAAAAAAAAAAAAAAAAAAGAAAAAGCAUCCUGGAUGCGUCUAGCUAGAGCUGUCUUGUCCUUUGCACAGAAUCUAAAAGACCACUGCAAAUUUCUUGCACAGUGAUGUGUUAUAUCGGACAAAUCAUGACAUUGAAAUCAGCUGUAAAUGAAAUAAAUUAAAGCAAAUAAUAAAAACAAAGAGUUCACGCAAUAUCCAAAGUGGUUUACUGUACCUUGUUGGGCAACUUGUAGAUGAACAUAGUCAAGUGCCAAAGAGCACUGGGGAUAGCCCUAAAUAAAGCAAAUUAACUUCAGUAAACUUAAAGGAAAGAAAUUUAAAGUAAAUCCAAAAAGUAAGAUGAGCGGGAAGGGGUGGUUGGUGUAACAUUUUAGCUUUUUUUUUUCCAUUUCUUUUUUCUAUUUCACAGUCGGAUACCCAGAGUUUAUACACUAAAUGUUUUAUUGUUCUAUUUUCAUGGACUACCUUCAUUUGUUUGACUUUUUCACACCAUCUGUUAAAGUAUUUAUUCACUGUAGGAAAUCUUUGUGAUCGCAUUAACAUUCUCUUACUUUAUGGAAUAUUUCCUUUUUAUAUUUUCCUUUCUCCACAUUGAAGUGAUCUACAUGAGUAGUUAGGUUUAGUAUAACCAAUGAGCGGUUGUACCAAAGAUUUGGUCUUCAAUGCACUUAAGUUCAGCGUGACUUUAAAUUUAAAAAAGUCACGAUUUAAAAGCAGACAUAUCAUUAAAUCAGCAGUUAUGAGAGUGUUGGUAUCCAAACCUUCAGUCCAGCAUGACUGCAGAUGUUAGUAAAUGUGUUGUCGUCACUUUAUGUGGGUUGUUUGCAUCUUUAAGUAGUUGUAUACUUUUGCACCUUUUUACAAAUUUGAUUGAAUACUUUUUAUCUGAGAUGCACUGCUAAAGCAAAUGUGAGUGGUUGCACACAAGGGGCUACUCUUUUAUUUUUGUUUUGUAGCUCUGUUUUCAUGACUUUUUAAAGAAAGCUGUGAGAUUUUUGAACAUUUUUACACUCUUAAAUUCAUCAAGUCUUGUCCACUUGAAAGUCAAGAUGUGACGUGCUCCGUAGCCUGAAAGUGUAUGCAAACGUUUGCAGCGAGGCUAAUAUCACUGUCAGCAUAAUUGUUGAUUUUAAGGCAAAAAAACUCUUUUGAAUCACUACUUUAUACGUGAUCGUGCAAACUUAAAGACGGUAUCUGAGUCUUGAUAAGAUACCGUUGACAUACAUUUGUGGAUAUUCUUCAUAUUGGUGUCUGGUAGCGUUGAUGUUUCACUGGGUAUCCGACACGCCAUAUCAAAAGUUUUAACAGCUGUGGCCACCUGAAAAUAAACGGAGUGAUUCUGUUAUUUUAAAGACCAGCUGUGUGCUCUUCAUUCGUGUAGUUAACCCCGAAACAUGACUGACACGUUGCUCAAAAAUGGCUCAAUGUUCAUUUAAUAUCUCUUUUUUUUUUCAUUUUAUACCAAUGAAGAGGGCCACAGCUAUCAAAGCUUCUAAAAUCUGAUUCAGACAUGUUUUUUCUUUAUUUCCAUCUCUGCUCUGAUUAUUUGUAAAGCAGCAUAAUGGUGGCUUUGUCCCAGCAAUAUGAAGUACUGUAUAACUACAGCUGACCAGUAGAUGCUAUGCCAACCACAGCCAGCAAAUGGAUCUCUCUCUUUGUCGAAGGAUAAUGGACAUUUAUAGUUCAGGGAUUCUCUUUACAAUAUUUUGUAAAACAUAGAUGUAUGUACUAAAGUGAUGUGACGGACUUUGGUACACGUUCUAUCUUUUAAGAUUACUAAAGGAGAUGAGUGUCAAAGAUGGAAUACUUUGAAAAAAAGAACUUAGGUGCACUUAACUUUUUUAUACUAAACUUAAAAUUUAAAAUGUAAGUUUAGAAUAAAGGUUAUUUUGGAAAUUUGAAA